Cicer arietinum (chickpea) is the source of this 1582-nucleotide messenger RNA. Its product is annotated as thiamine pyrophosphokinase 1. Gene Ontology annotation, biological process: thiamine diphosphate biosynthetic process; thiamine metabolic process. The record is from RefSeq and is a predicted model, not a curated record. NCBI's taxonomy places the organism in Eukaryota, Viridiplantae, Streptophyta, Magnoliopsida, Fabales, Fabaceae. Gene Ontology annotation, molecular function: ATP binding; thiamine diphosphokinase activity; thiamine binding.
UUGACUAACAAAAUCCAUCCAUUACGAAAGGAACAAACUAGUAUCGUGUGUGUGCGCGUGGAAACAAACAUAUUAGCGUCUUCAUUCAACUUUAUGACGUUAAUCAUACUACGAGUAUAGUCAAAUAGUAUGAGGAUUUAUUAUCACUAGUAGAAAUAAAUACGCAAUUACGCAACACCUUGUAGCAAAGUUUGGGAGAAAGAGAACCAUAUUUCGUACGGAUGGAUUUCAUGUGUCAUUGUUCAAAUUUCCUUCUUCCUCCGGAUAAUCCAAACGCGGCUUCUUCUUCUUCUUCUUCUGUCUCACUAACAUACGCUCUCGUUGUGCUCAAUCAACACCUCCCCAAAUUCGCUCCUCUGCUUUGGGACCACGCACAUAUACGAGUGUGCGCUGAUGGAGGUGCCAAUCGUGUGUAUGAUGAAAUGCCUCUUUUCUUCCCUCAACUUAAUCCUUCCCAUGUUCGCACCAGGUACAAGCCUGAUGCAAUCAAAGGUGACAUGGACUCAAUCAGGACAGAAGUACUUGAUUUCUACGCAAAGCUGGGAACGAAAGUAAUCGACGAGUCUCAUGAUCAGGACACCACAGAUUUAAACAAAUGUGUUGUAUACAUACGUGACCUUAUACCGAAUACUGAUAAAUCAGAGCUGUGCAUUCUCGUUGCUGGAGCACUUGGCGGGAGAUUUGAUCAUGAGAUUGGAAAUAUCAAUGUGCUGUGUCGAUUCUCCAACACACGCAUUAUCCUUCUAUCUGAUGAUUGCCUCAUUCACCUUCUUCCAAAGAAUCACUCUCAUAAGAUCUUUAUCCAAUCAUCUGUCGAGGGUCCACAUUGUGGACUCAUUCCCAUCGGGUUGCCAUCCGGAAGUUCUACAACCACAGGGCUCCAGUGGGACCUCAAUAACACGGAGAUGAGAUUUGGUGGGUUAGUAAGCACAUCAAAUAUUGUAAAAGGAGAUAUAAUAACAGUACAGUCUGAUUCAGAUCUUCUUUGGACUAUUUCUAUCAAGAAGCUCUAGGUUUUACAUGUUCUGCAUACUGCACCAACAUUUCAUAACUUCUAUGCUAUUAAUUAGAUGGGUCUUAUUCCAGUUUGAAGGCCAGACUUUCUGCUGACCUUAUUCUUUUUGUUAGAUCUGUUGGCCUUUAUUUAUGUUUCCUUUUUUUACAUUUACUGUGCGAAUUAUGGGAGGAUGGAAGGGAAUUAUUCAUUGAUUUGGGAAGUUCUAUUCCUUAUAACCAAUAAAACAUGGAAGUUAAGUGACAAAGAAGGUAUUUACAUUCUUUGGCUUAGUUGUAUGUUUUUGUUAUCCAUUAAUGUAAUCAGCAGAAAAAAGUUGGAGUUAAAAAAAGAGAGGGUUAUCCAUUAGCAGUGCCAUUUUUACAAAGGUUUCUUUAUGGCAAAGUGAACAGAUCGAUAUGUUUUCAUUCUUAAAAGCAUGAAAAGCAGUUACUUUAAUGCAUUUGAUAGAAAACAUGGGUGGAUUCAACUAUAGUCAGAUUUCUUUGUACCAUUCUUCUGGCUACUUUUCGUAACAUCCAGUAUUUUCACACUUGGUAAUAUACAUUCAAAAUGGAAGUAAACGAA